AUGAGGGAAUCGCGGCAAAGAACGUUCACUCUUCCAGAAACAGAGCUCGACAUUUACGAGUUUUGCUUCUGGGCGGGAAACAAAACCGGACAAGCGACAGGAAAAGAAGUCCUGUCGGUAACAUUGAAGAAAUACCUCCAAGGCCUCAAGGCGUGGCACACCUUUCACGACUCCCCAUACCCAAUCAUCACGGAAAAGAAGGUCGCUCUCAUCUUAAAAUCUUCGGCGAAGUUGGAGGCUACAUUUCCAAAGAAAUCUCAGAAGAAAGCGGUGAUGAUUGAACAUCUGAUCGUCCUGGCAAACGAUCUGUCCACCGGUAGCCUAGAGGACUUAGCUAUCCUGGACAUGGCACUGAUAGCUUUCUGGGGACUAGCAAGGCUAGGGGAACUUACGUUAGAUCAGGGGGUAGGCGGCGACUUAGGCGUCUACACAUACGACGUGGAUAUUUCUUCAAAAACGGCGACAAUCGAACUCAGGAGGUCGAAGACAGCAGCACCCGGCGAGUCACAAUUUCUCAAGCUGAAACAGCUUACGAACAUUCUCUGCCCAGUCAAGGCGGUAUCGCGGCGCCUUGCAGGACGUGGUACGCCCAGCAGACACUUAUUUGGGUACACCAAGAAGGACCGUUUCAUACCCCUGUCAAAGUACAGGGUUAAGAAGCGGCUUGCAGACGUCUGGGGAAGGAACGGCUACCACGGGCUUUCAGGCCACUCCUUCCGUGUGGGGGGCGCCCGUUCUUAA
Puccinia graminis f. sp. tritici CRL 75-36-700-3 is the source of this 741-nucleotide messenger RNA. RefSeq lists its product as uncharacterized. The record is from RefSeq and is a predicted model, not a curated record. Gene Ontology annotation, molecular function: DNA binding. Gene Ontology annotation, biological process: DNA integration; DNA recombination. The transcript has a single exon. NCBI's taxonomy places the organism in Eukaryota, Fungi, Basidiomycota, Pucciniomycetes, Pucciniales, Pucciniaceae. The coding region runs from base 1 to 741 and encodes 246 amino acids.